AUGGCAGCCCCAGCUGCUUUUGCUCUCAACAGAUCAUCGUAUUGCUCAGAUUUCUGUCUGUGGAAGCUUCGUCCACUGGUUGAGUUUGCCGCCCGGCUCAGUCAGCACCAGUGUGGACCUGGGGAUGGCACCUGUGGGGAAGCCUCUGGCUGUCCGGUCACGGGCAUUCUUCGCAUACUCUGGAGUCUCUCUGCUCUCCCUCCAGAAACAGGCUUUGCGGUCACAGCCAUCUCCCGCACGCCGGGUGUGACCUACAGCGACUCCUUUGACCUGCAGUGCAUCAUCAAACCCCAUUACCCGGCCAGAGUCCCCGUGUCGGUGACGUGGCGGUUCCAGCCGGUAGGCACCCUCGAGUUCCAUGACCUGGUGACCUUCACCCGGGACGGAGGGAUCCAGUGGGGGGACAGGUCCUCCAGCUUCCGAACCCGAACGGCCAUCGAGAAGGCCGAGUCGAGCAACAACGUGCGCCUGAGCAUCAGCCGAGCCAGUGACACGGAGGCGGGCAAGUACCAGUGCGUGGCCGAGCUGUGGCGGAGGAAUUACAACAACACCUGGACGCGGCUGGCCGAGCGGACCUCCAACCUGCUGGAGAUCAGGGUGCUGCAGCCAGACUCAUCUCCUGUAAUCCUUGUGACAGUAGGCGUGGAGGAGGGACCAUUGUCCCCUGUUGGCCGAUAA
Leptonychotes weddellii (Weddell seal) is the source of this 678-nucleotide messenger RNA. NCBI's taxonomy places the organism in Eukaryota, Metazoa, Chordata, Mammalia, Carnivora, Phocidae. The record is from RefSeq and is a predicted model, not a curated record.